AUGAAGGAGCCCGGAACAGCCUACGACGAUCCUCGUUUCGGCAAGGACCGGCAGGUGGCUCACAUGAAGCAAUUCAAGACAAUAUCUGAGAAUAACGGAGGAGUGCACAUCUUUGGAGGAGUCCCGAACCGAGCCUUUUUAUCUGGCUUCCAACGCAUUUGGCGGUUACUCUUGGGAGACGGCUGGCAAGAUCUGGUGGGCGGCCAUGAGGUCAAGCAAGAUGCAUCCACGUUGUACGUUUAA
Messenger RNA from Fusarium venenatum, 243 nucleotides. RefSeq lists its product as uncharacterized. The record is from RefSeq and is a predicted model, not a curated record. NCBI's taxonomy places the organism in Eukaryota, Fungi, Ascomycota, Sordariomycetes, Hypocreales, Nectriaceae.